Molecule: messenger RNA, 5072 nt
Organism: Pezoporus flaviventris
Lineage: Eukaryota; Metazoa; Chordata; Aves; Psittaciformes; Psittacidae
Gene: NR1H3
Product: nuclear receptor subfamily 1 group H member 3
Exons: 8
Coding region: 2038-3267 (409 amino acids)
Biological process (GO): negative regulation of inflammatory response; positive regulation of transcription by RNA polymerase II; negative regulation of transcription by RNA polymerase II
Molecular function (GO): RNA polymerase II cis-regulatory region sequence-specific DNA binding; zinc ion binding; nuclear receptor activity
Source: RefSeq, a predicted model, not a curated record
CUGACAGCAAGUUUUGCUCUUGCAGUGUCAGUUAUGGUUGUGCAUGACACAGUUUUGAAAUCCCAGCAGGCUGGAUACUCCUCUUUUGCUUUCUGGAAUAGGUAGCAGUUGUGGCUGGGAUGCAGCAAGACUGGGUCACUGAACUGGAGGCAGUGGGGCCUUAGAGCUAUCACUCAGUCCUUCAGAUGGGGGAUCAAACUCUUCCUUUGGAAAAUGACUGUGGGACUGCUGCUGGUGAUUCAUUCUGCACAAUAGUUAAUGUUUGAGUGACUCUUUUGCAUGGUUUAAUGGAAUGUGGAGAUGCACUGAGACACUACACUUAGCUUUGUUGUUUCAUGCCCAAACAUGUCCAGAGACAUCUGAUAUCGGCAUCAGUGAAUUUACAUGGACUGGGAAUACAAGUUUGGUUUGGGUUUGUUUCAGUGCAGUUCCUAUCUCCAUCUGAUGCUCAGUGCCUCUCCACAAGGUUUUCAGUUGCUGCAGUCCAGCGAUUCAGUGGCUGCGUGCAUCAGAAGGGAGGGAUCUCUGAACUCCUUAUACACUCUGAGGCUGUGUUUACAAAGCUCACGUGGAUUAAUGUGCCCUGUGGUUUUUAACACCUUAUUACCUGCCACUGUGUAAUGGGAGAUGGCAGGAGCUCAGCAGGCUUGACAGCAUGACGGCUCUUGUGCUUGAUGACCCUUUCAGAGUCCAGGGAGGGGCUGGUUUGUGGAAUUAUUACUUUCAUCUUUGCCUUUGGUGUUCUAAGAAGAGUUAUGCAAUCUGGUCCAAAAACCCAGGAGGGAAGAAGGGACUUUGGGACCUCUACCUCUUCCCAUUCAGCAGUGUGUGGGGCAUGAUCCUGCUUACCUGAUGCUUUUGUAGCUGGGCUGCUGCCCAGCUUUCUGUCAUCUCCUGUCUUUCAGAGAAUGGCAGGCUUCCAGUCCUCAACUCAAUCACUCAAGUUAAACUGGUACAGGCCUUUAACAUAGUUGCUUUUUAAAUCGGUUAAUCCCCUUAGCUCGCAUUGGUAAAUCGCUGAGUUAAGAUCAACUGAUCAGAUGCAUGUUCAAUCAGAUUAGGGCUGUUUACAUCAGCAGUUUGCACCAGUUUCACUAAGUCUGUGCAGUCAAACCAGUGAGGCCCUUUUCUGUGCAGGUGGGGCUUUUUGGAAGAAGUGAUUGGAUUCACUUUCCUGGUUCAGGUUCUGCAGUGGAGUUAGUGCUGUAUAAUAAAGCUGCUUUUCAGUAUGGUUUCCAGGUUCCAGAAAAGGGUAUCUUCAGAAAGGGGGUGGUGAACCUCUUUCCUGAGGGUGGCAUCAUUUCCUGUAGGUAUGAUGCUGGCUUUCAAUUUCUUUCUGUAGGUGAAGGAAGGAUUUGUCAUCCUCAUCUUUGAUACAUCAUUAAUCUUUGACACCACCUUUGCAUAAUGAUAUUAAUAGGGAAAUUUGAUGUUUUGUGGUAUUUGCUAAAUAACUGUAGCAAAAUUUUCUUUUACAAUGUUCUAUGUGUGCUGCAGUGCAUGCCAUAAAAUCCAGGGCAGCAAUGAGCUAUUUGUUACUGGAAGCUUUAACAAAGGCAACCAGUUGUAAAGUCUGGAAUUUCCUUCUUACACACCUGAAGAGGUCAGGGCUGAAGUCCUCUCAUGGUGUUAGCAGUAAUGAAGACUUGUUCUGCUUGGAUGAAUGUUUUGGCAAUAGACAGAUAGUUUUGUUCCUGGCUGUGCUAAUCUUGUACCUUUAACACAGUUUGUUAAAAUACUGUGUUUCAAGAGCAUAAACAUCGAUAAAACAAAGCCAAUUGUCCCUUGGAAUAAAUAAGGAAACAAACUCUUGAAGCUCGUUUGUUAUGCAGCUUGUAAUGGAUUUGGAGAGUUAACAGCUUCAGUAGUUGAACUCUGCCUCUUUUGUAUUUGUGUUUUUUCCACAGGUACUUCCUUUCUGACUUUCAGUGGCAGAGAGAAACUAAAGACCUUGAAGAAAGACGCCUGCGGCCCCUUGCUUGGCAGUAACAAUGCUGCAGCGAUGAGAUUAUAGUGAGCCCUUCCUGUGUGGCCUCCAUGGGUCCCACUCAACUCAGCACACAGGAUCAUGGGAAGAGGGUGGCAAGUGUAUUUGAGAUGGAGGAGGAAGGGCUUUCACUCUUACCUGGCUCAGAAAACCCCCCUGAGCAAGCAGAAAAUCCCCCCCUGAAGCGGAAGAAGGGCCCAGCGCCGAAGAUGCUGGGCAAUGAGGUGUGCAGUGUGUGUGGGGACAAGGCCUCAGGCUUCCACUACAACGUGCUGAGCUGUGAAGGCUGCAAGGGCUUCUUCCGCCGCAGCGUCAUCAAGGGUGCGCAGUACGUCUGCAAGAACGGUGGCAAGUGUGAGAUGGACAUGUACAUGCGGCGCAAGUGCCAGGAGUGCCGGCUGCGCAAGUGCCAGGAGGCAGGAAUGCGGGAGCAGUAUGUUCUGUCUGAAGAACAGAUCCGACUGAAGAAAAUGAAGAAGCAGGAAGAUGAUCAGGCUCGGACAGUGGUGGUGCGUCCAAACCCUCCGAAUCCGCCAAGCCCUUCCCACAAGCUGACCCCUGAACAGCUGAGCAUGAUAAAGAAGCUGGUGGCUGCUCAGCAGCAGUGCAACCAACGCUCAUUCACUGACAGGCUCAAAGUGACGCCAUGGCCCCAAAUUCCAGACCCUAAUAACCGUGAAGCAAGGCAGCAGCGUUUUGCUCACUUCACAGAACUUGCAAUUAUUUCUGUGCAAGAGAUUGUGGACUUUGCCAAGCAACUACCUGGCUUCCUGGAGCUCACUAGGGAAGAUCAGAUCGCUUUAUUGAAGACGUCUACCAUAGAGGUGAUGUUGUUGGAGACAUCUCGGCGCUAUAAUCCAGAGAUUGAGAGCAUCACCUUUCUUAAGGACCUGAGCUAUAAUCGGGAUGACUUCGCCAAAGCAGGUCUGCAGUUUGAGUUCAUUAACCCCAUCUUUGAGUUCUCAAAGGGAAUGAAUGAGCUACAGCUGAACGAUGCCGAAUAUGCACUUUUAAUCGCCAUCAACAUUUUCUCUGCAGACCGACCGAAUGUGCAGGACCAGUCCCUGGUGGAGAGGCUGCAGCACACCUAUGUGGAAGCCCUUCAUUCUUACAUUUGUAUCAACAGACCAAAUGACCGCCUGAUGUUUCCACGGAUGUUAAUGAAGUUGGUCAGUCUUCGGACACUGAGCAGUGUCCACUCUGAACAGGUGUUUGCCCUUCGGCUGCAGGACAAGAAACUCCCUCCCCUGCUCUCAGAAAUCUGGGAUGUGCAUGAGUGACCGCAUGCUCCCAGGGCACUGACGUGCUGACAUAAUGCCAUCUCCCAGCCUUUGCUAAUGAGAAGCCAGCUUUCCCUCUCCAAAACACUGAACUCUGGGCUCAGCAGUGCAGGGAGUGAUGAUCCUGGGGUUUCAGUGUUGUCAUGAGACUAUUCAGGAGGCAGCUGGGGUAGAUCAGAUUGGGGGGGUUGGUUUUAAUGUAGUGCCCAUACCCCAAAGGAAUGACACAAAACAUCUGAACACAGUAGAAAUGAAGACCUUCCCCCAUCACGCACCUCUUCCUUCUGAGUCUUUCUCUUCUCUAAGCAUGUCUUGAGGGUUUGCCCAUUGAUACUCUCUCUUGUUGAUUAUGAAAAGGCAAUUGCAAGAAAUUGCCAAAUCCUCUCUAUUGAGAGUAACCCAGCUCAGAAGGCUUCUGCAGGGUCCCCAGUGUACCUGGAUCUGAGGAGCUCAGGGAAGUCAAUGUGGAUGUUCUAGGGGUUUCACUGGGUUUCCUAUAAAUGAAAUCUCUUGUAUGUGCUGCCCUUUACGAUUCCAAGAGAAGUAGCUUGUUAUUUCUGUAUUAUGAGACUUCAUCUCUAGAGCUGCCCUUUCAUUCUGGCCCUCCUUUGAAAAAGGAUUCCUCUAAUAUGUAGUGCCCUUCAUCUAACAGGGAGGUCCUCUGGAUAGGGAAUGUUUGUACAUCAGAAGGAUGUCAGGCAUAAAGUAGUGGACUAUUUUUUUACUGUAAUACAUGACAGUUUUAUCUCAUGGUGGUUCUCAGCCAGUUCACUCUACCUUCGAGUUGCUAACAGCUGGAAAACUGUAGUUCCACACAAAUCAGGGCAUAGAUUUUACCUUUAGGGGUGGAAUAGAAGAAAGAUAGGUGGGAAGAACUGGUACCUAGGCAAGGUAGGUGUGGUGGAAGGAUCCUAAAAACUUCCAAGAAUUUGGAGCAUGUGGCAUGUGUUCCAAGGUAGGUGUGAAGAUGUAUCAGCCAAGGAGAGAGGACACACUGCAUUUGGUGAAAUACGUGGGCAUUGCAUAAACUGUGGGCUGCACAACUUCCAGAUCAUGGGCUGCAAGAAUAUUGGGUGUAACCAGAUCUGUCUUCUUGCUUUUGCCAAAGUCUUUCCAAGGUACUUGCUCAAGGUUUUAGUGAUGGUCAUGGGACUUGAAGGUCCCUCCUGUAUGAGGAGUGCCAACUGCUUUAGAAGGACACUUGGGUCUCGUAUCCUUUCUUCACUCUGGGCACUGUGAGAUCCACACUGGAUUUAUGUCCCAAGUUCAUAAGUAUCCACAUUCAUAAGUAUUCUAGGAUUUACACCAAUAUUUUGUUUGCCAUAAGAGAAAUAAUACUCUUGUAAAACCCAUUCCUUCUUUUCUAAGAAACAACACCUUAUGGCUGAUCUCAAGAGAUGUAACCUUUAGUAUCCUGGUAGCUUGGUCUCAUGAGUCUUCUCUGUGAUAGGGGUCUAUGUUUGCUUGCCCGGUGAGCAUCCCAAGAACCGAGGUUCACAUGGCUCAUUUUUUGUUUGUUUGUUUGUUUUUUGGUUGGUUUAUUAUUUUUUUGGCUGUGUAUCUGAGCGCUAUGCCCGUGGUGAGGGUAUCGUGUCCAUUUUGCACUUGAGGUUGGUCCCCUGCCACUGGCCUUCACUCUGCACCUUUGUAAAGCAUUUGUAACAAUCUGUAAAAUAAUCUGUUGUUUUUUAUAACUCGUUGCAAUUGCAGAAAUUCUUGUUUAAAUCUGUAUUUUUAACUAAUCUGUUUGAGAAAUGUUAAUGUUUAUAUAAAAGAAUAAAGCCUAAUACAGGAUUUUGACAUUC